Cornus florida is the source of this 1705-nucleotide messenger RNA. Its product is annotated as sugar transport protein MST6-like. Gene Ontology annotation, cellular component: membrane. Gene Ontology annotation, biological process: monosaccharide transmembrane transport. Gene Ontology annotation, molecular function: monosaccharide transmembrane transporter activity. The record is from RefSeq and is a predicted model, not a curated record. The transcript has 4 exons. Bases 12 to 1562 code for a protein of 516 amino acids. Lineage: Eukaryota; Viridiplantae; Streptophyta; Magnoliopsida; Cornales; Cornaceae.
CUCCUACAAAGAUGGCAGGAGGAGGUAUGGUUUCUCAAGGUCCUGUUAAGCAGUACGAAGGCGGCGUCACCGCCUUUGUGCUGAUGACUUGUGUGAUUGCCGCCACCGGUGGUCUCAUCUUCGGUUAUGAUAUCGGAAUCUCAGGUGGUGUGACAUCCAUGGAUACUUUCUUGUCCGAGUUCUUCCCAUCAGUGUAUAGGAAGGAGAAAAACCUGAGUGGUAAGGAUCAAAACCAGUACUGCAAAUUCGAUAGCCAGCUGCUGCAAAUGUUCACCUCUUCCCUCUACAUCGCGGCAUUGGUGGCUUCUUUCGUUGCUUCAGCAACAACCAGGGCUUUUGGUCGAAAAAUCUCCAUGUUAUCUGGAGGUUUAGUGUUUCUUGUUGGCGCCAUCCUUAAUGCCGCGGCCAGUAAUCUUGCAAUGCUCAUCAUUGGUCGUAUAUUGUUAGGUGUUGGCGUUGGAUUUGCUAAUCAGUCUGUUCCCCUUUAUCUAUCAGAAAUGGCGCCUGCGAAAAUAAGAGGUGCCCUUAACAUUGGGUUCCAAAUGGCCAUCACAAUUGGGAUUGUGAUAGCAAACUUAGUGAACUAUGGGACAUCCAAAAUCAAGGGUGGAACUGGUUGGAGAAUUUCUUUAGGCCUUGCGGGUGUUCCAGCAGUAAUCAUGACUGUUGGCGCGAUCUUCCUACCAGACACUCCCAAUUCCCUCAUCGAGAGGGGUGAUAGAGAGAAGGCUAGGGAGAUGCUACAAAAAAUCCGUGGUACGAACAAUGUCAACGAGGAGUUCCAGGACCUCAUUGAAGCGAGUGAGACUGCAGCAUUGGUGGAGCACCCGUGGAGGAACAUCACUCAGCCAAAAUACAGACCUCAGCUCACCAUCACUUGCCUCAUACCAUUUUUCCAGCAACUCACCGGCAUCAAUGUGAUCAUGUUCUAUUGCCCUGUCCUCUUUAAGACAUUAGGCUUCGGUGAUGAUGCAUCGCUCAUGUCUGCAGUCAUCACCGGCAUUGUCAAUGUCGUGUGCACUGCCGUGUCUAUCUUCACGGUGGACAAGUAUGGGAGGAGGGCAUUGUUCCUCGAAGGUGGCAUACAGAUGAUUAUUUGCCAGGUUGCGAUAGGAAUCAUCCUUGGGAAGGCAUUCGGAACCUCAGGCGUAGGAAGCUUAUCAAAAGGCUUAGCCGAUUUUGUGUUAUUCUUGAUCUGCGCAUAUGUAGCAGCAUUUGCAUGGUCUUGGGGUCCAUUGGGAUGGUUGGUACCCAGCGAGAUCUUCCCUCUAGAGAUCCGAUCAGCGGGACAAUCCAUCAACGUCUCUGUCAACAUGUUAUUCACCUUCAUCAUUGCUCAAGGCUUCCUCUCCAUGCUCUGUCACAUGAAGUUUGGUCUCUUCUUCUUCUUUGGCGCGUUCGUGGUCAUAAUGACACUCUUUGUGUACUUUUUCCUUCCGGAAACCAAGAACGUUCCAAUUGAAGAAAUGAAUGAAGUGUGGAGGUCACAUUGGUUCUGGGCAAAAUAUGUCCCAGAUGACGGUGAAGGCAAUGUCCAGCUCUCGGCAGGCAAAGCCGUCUGAAGUGUUCAAAAUGUAGGAUAGGCAAGGGUGCCUAAAUGGCUUAGAAUAUAUAGUUUCUUUCUAAUCAUGCUUGGAGGGUGCUGAAAUUUCAAAGAGGGACCAUUAGUGUAUUUUUGCAUAUUUAAAAAGGACUGUAUUCCAGU